Molecule: messenger RNA, 7983 nt
Organism: Sycon ciliatum
Lineage: Eukaryota; Metazoa; Porifera; Calcarea; Leucosolenida; Sycettidae
Exons: 59
Coding region: 259-7983 (2574 amino acids)
Biological process (GO): homophilic cell-cell adhesion; negative regulation of BMP signaling pathway; dorsal/ventral pattern formation
Cellular component (GO): plasma membrane
Molecular function (GO): calcium ion binding; BMP binding
Source: RefSeq, a predicted model, not a curated record
CAGUGUCCUCUAUAAUAUAUCCUCCACUUUGUUAUGUGCUGUCUUCAUCAUAUCUGACCUUUUCCUACACGGUGUUGUGAUUCAAACUGAUCCGGAGUGCCAAUUUGCUUUGUACUGCGGGUAGGAUUUCAUAGCAUAGGUCUACUUUCGAGUUGAAUUUUCCGAAGAUUGCUCAGUUGGCGGAGCACUAGUAGAUCAGGUUGCUGGAGCUGGCAGAUCAUACCUACUGGCCACGAGGCCACGAGGCCAUUGUCAGAUAUGGGAACAUGGACGGCCCUUGUUCCAGCAAUCAUGUUUAUGACCACAAUCUUCACAACAUCGUCAUCAUCUGCUGUUGCUGUAAACUGCAGUGUUCCUGCUAUUGCUAAUGGUACUAGGGACAGGACGGAGGUGCAGUAUGCACACACUGCCACCUAUUCGUGCAACGGGGGUCUGAUGGUCGUGGGAGAUGCCACGCCAACUUGUGCAGCUGAUGGAAAUCUCACGUCGGUACCUUUCUGUGACACAUUAUCCUUCUUGUCGCUAAUGUCCGGCUCAGCUGGAAGUGCUGGUCUGGUCAGACUAGAUUGGAGUACUGGUAUUCCAAACACAACUCGGCUCUACUAUAGAAUUACUUUCGGAAAACACCGACCACUCUCAACCGCUACUACCUAUCAGCUUUCCUUGCUUGAACAAACCCCUACAGGUCCUGUCAGCAUCAGUAACAAACUAUUCACAUACAAUCCGGCUAUUCACACGGAAACCAGAGGUUUCUUCAGUUUUGCGGACUCUAAUGUGCUCAACUUACUUCAAAUGGGACAUGCCAUUCUUCAAGUGAAUCAUGUCAGCAAAAGCGAUGCUUCAUCGAUCAUGGCGGGGGAUAUACUCCGUGAUCCACACAUCUCCAAUGUUUCAUCUGCCUAUAGUGAUGAAAUGCUUGCUGUUGCAUCAGGUGGUGGCUCCCCGUAUGUUUGUGCCGCUCGUUCUGGCUUUGACGACGCGACACAGCGGCACACUGUGGUGCUUCAAUGCUCCCCCAAUGCCACUUUCUCAAAUGCGACAAUCACGUUCACCGGUCCAAUGGGCCAGGUCAUGGAGGUCACAAGUUUGAACGAAACCAAUGCGGUCGCGCCCAGCACCUAUGCUGUGAGAUUUGUGUAUCCCGGCAACAGCACCUUUGUCAAUGCAUUCGUCGGUACCACGACUAUUUCCAUCACGCUAGGUUCUGGGAUCAUCACCGGAGACUUCAUUAUCCCGGAAAAACAUCUGCACGCCGAUCUGACGGGCAUCACCGCGGGCAACCAGCUUGCUGCGUCAGCUGGCUACGCCAUCAUUGAUACUAAUAAGAAUAAGGUAUCUCUGAACAUCUUCUUGGCUGGUCUCCGCUCGGAUAUCACCAAGGCAACGCUGUACAGCAAGGAUGGUACGUACGAGAAUGACGUCACCUCUUGCUUCGACGAUGCAAUCUGCAUUACCAGUUUCGAUUGGCCAACGUUCGGCUCCGCUCACCAACUGACCGACAGUUAUCUCUACGUCAAUAUCAGCACCAAGAUGUUUCCUGACGGUGCUCUGCGCGGACAGUUUGCGCAAAGGGCUCUGGCCAUGAGCAUCUUCGACGCCAACCCUAUUGAACUAGUCGCAGCGCUGUCAGAGCAGCAAGCGAAUCCAUCCAAUCCCAUAGCAGUCGGCACUGGCGGUUCGGCAAGCUUCUGGAUUCUUCCACCAGAGAGAGCAUAUGCACACGUGAACGCUUCUUCUUAUCAAGUCCUCAGCAGAAUCAGUGUAAGGUCUCUCAGCCAAGUUCAACCAGCGGAUCUGGUCAAGGAAGUUAUCGUGUACGGCCCCGCUGUGGACGGAGCACGUCGUCUUCUCCUCACAUUUAGUCUGUUGAAUAGAAAUACAGGACUUCAAAUGUUCAACUUGUCCAUGGCUGAUGCCAUGGCAUUGAUGUCAGCUAACAUCACCAUCAGCUCAUUUAGGGUUUCACCCAUCAUUGGAGGCCUGCUCUACACUCGGCCGAAAGUCUUGGAUUCCUUCAUCAAUGGUGACCAAGCUAGGAGCAUGAAGACAACCGCUGCUGGUAUUGGCACUAUUCUCAUAGAUCGUUUCGGCACAUUCCACUUUGCGAUCUUGAUGGCUGGCUUCACAAAGAACGUUCGUUCUGUCAAGGCGUUCACCCGCAACUCCACCACGAACCCGACUGUGUCCGCACAAGUUGCUGAUUUCUUUGCUGAUUUCGAAGGACCGGAGCAAGCUCAUGGCAAGUGGUGGCCUGACGUUGCAUGGUUGCUGAAUGCCCUGAACGAUCGGUAUGAAAUCUCAGCCAGUACCGAGCUGCUUGGAACACCGGCAGAUAUCACCGGAGCCCUUUCUCCCAGCGUUGGCGGGGGAUUUGGAUUCUAUCACUUUGAUGGUCUUAUGCUGCCAACAACACCAGCCGAAUACAUGGGCUUCUCAUAUGUCUACAUGAGCUCAAACAACAGUAUUACGCUAUCCACUAUCAUUGUCGGUGACAAUGGCAAGGCUCACACCGUCCGUGUGGUGGACAGCAGCUCAAUUAUCUAUUUCAAGGUCAACAACACUGCAGUCAACUCCUCUAUACUAUCUGAAAGCAUCACCGACUGGAACAGCACAGUGAAGAAUAUGCUGACGGCGGGGCAGCUGUCUGUGCAAGCUCUGGAUCACAGUGGUACUGUGUUGCUGCAGAGAGCACUCAGGAUCAGUGAGAGAGUAUUCUCCGCUACGCUCACACCAGCAACACCGGGCACAGGCAGUGGCUAUGCCCAGUUCACUCUCCAUAGAGACGGCAGUCUUGUCUACAAGAUAUACAUGACUGGACUACUUGGUCUGACGAUGCUACCAACCAUUCAACUUGAUGCCAGCUCAACCAGCAGCAGCCAACUCUUCUCCCAACUGAGUGGAGUGAUUCUGCUUGAAGCUAGCCAUGGAACGUACCGCGCUGAAGGUCGUCUAGCUCUCUCGGACUACACGAACGGCACAGAUAUUUACCAGUUUCAUCAUCUGUAUACAUCUGUAAAGUGUACUGUUCACACCACUGGCGGUCUGACUCUGCAAGGUCACUUGCAAGCUGUAAACGAAGAUGACACCAUGGAGGAUGCUGAUCUUUUCUCACUGUUGACUGGCUCCCAAGUCACUCCCGUCCCCAUGACAACGUCCGCUGGUGGUACUGGAAUCUUCGAGGUUCAACAAGACGGUUCACUUCAUUUCCACAUCUCCGUUCGCAAUUUGACCAGCCCGAUCAUCAAUGCCUACCUGUCUGGCCCUGCUCUACGUGGCCAAACCGGGCCACAGAUCCUCGACCUGAUGUCAUACCUCAAUGGGUUUACGAUUCACGGCUUCUUCCAGAGCACCAACGACUCGUUUUUCCGUGAGCUGCUAGCUGGACAUUACUACGUCGUCGUGGCAACACAAACAAACCCAGGUGGCGAGCUGCGCGGGCAAAUCCUUACGCAGCGAAAAACCACCAGCAUCGUUCUGCAAUCCGGCGCCGCAAUCACGAAUUUGGGAGGUGCUGUUCGCUUUGAUCUGGACGACGUUGGUCUCCUGCAUGUGCGAGUUAAUUUCUUAGUCGUCCGCCAGCUAACUUCAAUCAACAAUAACAUCAGUACUGUCACUAUGACCGAUACCAGCAUGGCUUUCUCAACAGACCUGAGCCACUUUGCUGGUCAUGGCAGGAUCACUCGUGGCACGUUGCAGCCCUCCGCCCAGCAGUUGUAUGCGUUGUCUCAGCGGCGGGUAGUUGUCAACCUUGCUCCAUGUGCCACUUGUGGCCCGUUAUUGACUGGACGCACCGCCGCGUUCCGGCGUCCUGUCGUGCGCAGUGGCCCCCCCGUGGUCUAUCAAGCAUUGAUGUCCGGUGCAUCAAGACCAACGGUCACCACGAAGGCCGCUAGCUUGGCCUAUUUUGCUCUCGACAGCAAAAAUCAACUUCACUAUUCCAUCAAGAUAAACGGUCUCACCACAGGCGUCAUAUCUAUCCUUAUUCUGAAUAGCACCAACCAAGAAAUAUUUUCCCCGCCGAUUGCCAGCUACAAUACUGGAUUUGGCUGGAUCCAGGGGAUUUCCCCCAAGUUAUCUGCUUUCCAGCUCACCAAGUUAAACAACGGAGAGUGGCUUGUGGUGGUUACAACGGUCUUCUACAAGUUCGGUGAACUUGUCGGACAGAUCAAUCUGGAUGAACAUGGCCGGACGGCAAUUCUGGCAUCGGACUCUACAAGCCCAACUGGCGGGGCGGCAUUGGCGACGUUGGCAUUUGACUACUCUGGUGUGGCCCGCUUGCAGUUGCAAAUCACCGGUCUCUCUGGUCCUCUAACCCAGGCUCACUUUGGUGCCAACCAGACUACACCGAUUGGAGCAUCGUUGCUCAAUAACAUUACCAACACGCAUUCGGACAUCGUGCUCUACAAACAGGGUCCGCAUUGGUAUGAGCUGCUCAGUCGCAACCGCCUGCAGCUGAGUCUGGGCACACAGGCGAAUCCUGUCACGGAACUCAAUGGUCUCAUGGUACCAAAUAACACUCCACAAGACUUACAAUAUCGUGCCCUGCUCUCAGGCUCCGCCAUGGCCACUGUCGAUGGUAAACUGAACGCUUCGCAAACAGCAGCCGUCGGAAAGGCAACAUUCUUCUUUGACGGCGAAGGUAUCCGUUACAGUAUGGUCAUUCAAGGCUUGCUGGGAUUACCCAAAUCCAUCAGCCUCUAUCUCGACGGUCCCAUAGGAUAUUCUUCCAAACUCUCACCCGUCUACAACUUCAUGCCAAGUUUCGACGGUGCGAAUGCAAACGGUAUCAUCUCCAAUCCCAGUAAAGACAUGCUGAGUUCAAUAAGCAAUGGCACAGCAUAUAUUCUAGUGAUCACUGACAAGUUUCCUGACGGUGAGAUCCGAGGCAAUAUCGAACUGGAGCCAAGAGAGGUUAGAAUCCUGGCAUCACAAGCCAGUCCUUCACUUUCUCAUGUUCCUACAACCGGACUAGUUGCCAUAUGCACAUGUUUCCUGGCCAGUGUCGGUAUGCAUUGUGACAUGUACAGGAACAACGACACAGAAACCAUCACUGGCAUUCGUGUGUACGACGAGAAGUCGCGGCUUGUUGCAGAUCUUAGCAAGAGCUACAAAAGCUCGGAUUCCCGGUUCUACUUCCAGCCCGGCAUGGUAGAUGUGGCCAACAUUUAUGCUGGCAGGUACCACAUUGUCAUGGCAACAGCCACUUACCCAUUGGGUGAAAUCAGUGGCAAGAUUGUUGUCAGCCACUUCCGCUUCACCAACGAUCAUAACACUAACCACCACGCUCUGUUCAGAGGAUCGACAAGUCGGGGCGCGGGAUACGUGAAGAUAAACCGAUAUGAAAAGGACAAUUAUGAGUAUGAGGGAUACAUUGAUGGGGAACUUCCCAGGUGGUGCAAUAUUGAGCUUGGAGGUGGAACCAUAAUAGCACAACUCGGUCUGAAUGGACCCAAGAUCAAAGGCACUGCUCAACUACCGGACUACGUUUUCACACAAAAGAUGAUAAUGUCUUGUAAAAUGGUCGACUACACUGAUUGGGAGGGAAACAUCGUCCUUGCAAUGGAAAGUUUCAUUGGAUUGCUGAAUGGUGGAAGUGUUGUUGGCUCGCCCCAAGCCACUGCCUCUGCCGGUAUUGUGGCUAUGCACACGGACACCAAUCUCAACCUCUACUACACUGGGCGUAUCUCCAACAUAAGCGAGGCUAGUUUUGGUUCAAUGCAGAUGUCUUUCUCUGAUGGACCGCAACUCCUCAUGGCUAACACAACCGCGGCCCGUGGUAACUUUGCACUCAGCACCAAGCAGCUGAAUGAGCUGUACACUUCAAGCGCCAGUAUUGAUGUCAGGCCGCCACCAAGCAACUCCACUGGCUUUACACCUAGUCUGCUGGCUGGCCGAGUAGUUCGAUUCGGGCCGUUGCAGGACCUAGAGAACUACCUCCGAGGAAUUACGACUCUAACAGGUCAGUUGAAUCUUGCCAUAACACCAGCAUUUUGCCAGUCUCCCAACUCCUCCAGCUGCCAAGGUCAGGGUGGCCUACUGCAGCUCAGAUACAACCAAACCAGCUUACGGCUUACGAUCAGUCUGUACGUGGGAGGACUUGCCAACGGGAUUGAACAGUGUGGAUUCUGGUCUUCAGGCAAACUGAUCAUUGAUCUCAUGCCCUUGGUGGGAAAAGGAGUCUAUGCGGGCUCGGUCUUUCGCACAAUGAAUGUCUAUCUUAGCCGUCAGCAGCAGGACCUCUUCAAGGACAACAAGGUUGAGUUCCGCACAUAUUCGCUUUCCCACAGCAAUACCCUUGGGCAAUUUGGUUCUCUGGUCUACAACGAAGUUGUCCAUUCAGUCAGCAGACAGGCACUAGCUAUCACUGUCAAGAUCAAGGAGAACACGCCCAACGUGUUUGUAGCCAUAAUCCCGGACAACUUCAUGUUCCGAGCGCCCGGCUUUCUCACCUACAAGUUUUCCAGCGGCGACACCAUCAAUAACAUCAGCGUCUUCACGACGUAUCCGAACGGCACGCUAUACACGGGAAUCAAUGGCAGCUACGUUCCCGACUACGAAAUUGCGAGCGUAAUGAACGUCGAACUGGAUCUGUACGUCAACAACCAGUUCCAUACCCAGCUUAAUGUGACGGUUGACAUCCUUGAUAUCAACGACAACUACCCUGUUUUCACCAGUGCCUCUAAUGUGACCGUCAAUGAGGACAUCGGUCUUGUGCCAGACUCGGCAGUCAUUACCACGAUUGAGGUUUCUGACAGUGACAUCACUGCUAUCUAUGGAUCACCACUUGUCAGCAUUCUGAAUGCAACCAACGAAAUCGGCAAGGACAGAACAAGCUAUUUCUCUCUCAGCCAGCCGAAGGCCGGCGGCCCAGCUAGCAUCAACCGUACUAAAGUACUGGAUUACGAAAGCCCUGGUGAUCGCUGGUUCAGGCUGGAGUUGCAAGCAAUCGACGGAACGCCGCAAGACAAUAAUCGCAAGUCCUCAGUCACCACAAUCUUCAUCUCGCUGAAUGACCUGAAUGACAACCGUCCUAUGUUUGACCAGAAGUUCUACACCGCCAAGGUCGAGAAGACAUUAGCAGUGGGGCUAGUUAUACUCUCGAUUGCCGCUACUGAUGCGGACUCUCUUCUAAACAGUCAGCUAGCCUGCAGUGUUGCGACAACAGACGGUUCCCCGCCUCAUCUCUUUGCCGUCAGCACAGUGAAGGUGGGCAGCCGGUACGUCUGUGAACUCAAGCAUAAUGCCAAGCUGGAGUUGGAGUCACGUCGCCACUACAACCUCUCACUGACGGCUAUAGACAUGGGACGCCCAAUGCUGAGCCAGUCCGUCCCAGUGCAUGUACAAGUGGUCGAUGAGCCGUUCAAGCUAGUCGUGCAAUUCCCACCGCCUUUCCUGACUGUUUACAACUCGUCAUUUCUCAUCAGCAGUCUUGGCAACAUGGCGAACUUCAGCUUCACGACGAACAAUGCAAAUAGUAUGAGCAGUGUGGCAUUUGAAUGUCGCAUAAUCCAAUCUCAGCAGGCUUGUCGCUACCGCCGUGCUGCAAUUAGUGCGUGCUCCAAGACAUGCGGUCAGGGUACUCGCACAGUCACUCUCGUUGGUCAGUCGCAUGACCCCCCGGUCACAGACCCUGCCUGCACGUUCAAGAUCAUCACGGAACCGUGUCAGAUCAACCCAUGCCCAGGGUCUUCGAGCAGUAGCACACCGGUCAGCAGUCAUCACGGCAUGAUCCCGUGUGGUCUGCAUCUAUACUGUGAGGAUCUGGAUCAAUACAGUGAUAUAGGCAGCAAUAAGACUGAAUUUGUGCCUUGCAUCACCGGUGCUGGUCCCACUGCACCAACUGGAACAUAUACACAGAGUAAUCUGGCCGCUGGAACCUAUGCAUUCCAAUUGAGAGCUCUAGUCAACAUCACUCUCCCGGCAACUGGCGACUCUUUCACCGGCUACAGCAACACUAGCCUUCUCUUCACAGUUGGUAUGUGA